AAAAACUCUGAAAUCAAAAGAAAGAAGAAAAAAAAGUCUCUGUUUUUUCUCUCUUCCCUGUUUUUCUGUGUCUUUCUCCUCCGUGUUCCGUCGUCUUCUCUCUCUGCGUUCCUUCUUGAAGCCGGAGGAAGCCCAAAACCCUUGGAAUAAAAAACAACGGCCUCUCUGCUACUGAUUGAUAGAAAACAAAAAUCUCAAACCUAGAGAAGAAAGCGACGUACUGUAUAUUCUCAAGACUAACUGGAUCUCUCGUUGAUCUUCAAUAAACCCUUUUUGCAAUCAGUCUCAUAAGAGUCUACAACUCGUGGGCUUCUAUUUUUCUUGUUGGGGUUUCAACGUUUUCCUCUGUGAAGAAAGAGAUUGACUUUCAUGGAGAUGAACCUCUGCUGGAAUUUGUAGAUUCAAUUAGGGUGUUUUCUGGGUUUUGUGGUGCUUCGAUAGGGGUUUUUGGUGCGUUGGUGGUGGGUGAUGGGUAGUAGUGAUGAGCGAAACUGUAAGGCGAUUGAUGCGUCGGUAGGAGGUUUGGUUUGGGUCCGACGUCGUAACGGGGCUUGGUGGCCGGGUCGGAUUAUGGCUCAUCACGAGGUUCCUGACGGUACUAUUGUUUCUCCUAAAUCUGGUACUCCUAUUAAGCUUCUAGGUCGUGACGAUGCUAGCGUGGAUUGGUAUAAUCUUGAAAAGUCCAAGAGAGUGAAGGCGUUUCGUUGUGGGGAGUAUGAUGCUUGUAUUGCGACGGCAAAGGCUACUGCAUCGACUACUGGUAAGAAGGCUGUCAAGUAUGCCCGUAGAGAAGAUGCUAUUGCUCAUGCUCUUGAGAUUGAGAAUGCACACCUUGCCAAAGAUCACCCUCCGUGUAUUGAGAAGGCUAGUACAUCUGGUGAAGUUUCCAGAAAGGGUAUUGAGGACUCGGGUGAUGUGGCAGAGACUGAAGUUGCAUUGCAAUCUACUAUGUCUUUGAAAAAAACCAAGAACGGCAAAGCUUCUAAGGUGCAGCCUUUGUCAGAAAAGAGAAGAAGAACACCAAAUGACUCGGAAGAUGAUGGGACUCAAACAAACAAACGAAUGAGAGGACUUGAGGAUAUUGGAAUGGGUACUGGAUCGAAAGGGAAAGUACAGGUCGGUGCACUGCUCGAGGAUACGCAGGAAAAUGGUUUUAAAAGUGAUACAAACAACAUCAAUGAUUCUGUGUCAAAUGGGAGUCUUUCCAAUGGCAGUAGCAGGGAUUGCUCUCCGUCAAUGAAAAGAAAAAGGUCGCCUGUCGUCAUUGCGAAUGACUACUCUAAAAGGAAAAACCGACGACGGACACUGACAAAAGUGUUAGAGAGUACAGCUACGGUGUCUAUCCCUGGUACCUGUGACAAACUUGUCAAUUCUGAUUGUUUGUCUCUUCCAGGGGUUUCUGAAAGCGAUAAUAACUCGGACAGCAAUGAGGUUUUCUCUGAGAAUGUUUCUGAAAAUAUUGUUGAAGUGAUCAAUGACAAGGGGAAAGAGAGUGAAGUCUCGAACAUAUCAGUUUUGGCAAAGGAUGACUCAUCCAAUGGAUUAUUUGAUGUUCCACUAAAUGGAGAUGAAAAAUACCCUUCAGGUAUUUCGACGGUGCCUUUCACAUCUUCUUCACCCAGGAAGGCUCUUGUUUCUGGACCGACGAGACGGUUUGGUCAGAGUAGCCAUGAUGAUGUGGUGAAAAGCGAAGGAAGUAAUGGAUCUCCUAGUACAAGUCCAGCAGCUACACUUUUCAAUGGGAUUAAGAAGAGCACUUCUAAAUGGCAGCUAAAAGGGAAAAGGAAUUCAAGGCAGAUGAGUAAAAAACAAGUAGAAAGAAGAAAUGCGUACGCCGAAGAAGCCAACAACAAUGCUUUACCUCAUUGGUCUGUCUCUGAUCAAAAGCCACGCAGUCUUUUCAGCGUUGGCACUCAAGCUAUGGGAAGAAAUUCUGAACUGUAUGACGUGAAGAUCGAGGUAAAAGCUAACUAUAAACCCCGUAAUGUUCCGCUGAUUUCCCUUAGGAGUAAACUGAAUGGUGAAGCUAUUGUCGGGCAUCCUUCAGUGGUUGAAGUGCUUGAAGAUGGAUCAUGUGGCCACAUUGUGAGUAGUCAUAGAAUUGAUGAUGCGAAGCCAAAACCAUCAUCAAAAAAGAAAUCCAAGAAAAAGAAACCACAUUUUCCUCCACAGGCAUCAAAGUCGAAGAAAUCUUCAUCUCUAGCAAUAAAGACAAGGUGUCUCUCCGCUCUAAGUGGCCAGAAGCUGACACUAAGUAGCAAGAAAAAGGUAAUGAUAGAGUCGACGAAAGAACGAAUUGUAGCUUGCAUCCCUCUGAAAGUAGUCUUCAGUAGGAUAAACGAAGCAGUGAAGGGCUCAGCGAGACAAGUGCACAGAUCAUUACCAUCUGCAGGUAAUACAGGAUGAGAUGAGUUUGGUCUCUGUUCUAUGUCCUACCAUUUGUUUCCUACGUUCAUUUACCUCGGUUUUAAGCAUUCACCGAGAUUAAAUUAGCCCGGUUUUUGAGGGUGAUGGAUGGUUUCCGUACAAUACAGAGAGAUAUAUAGGCCUUGUGAGAAAGAACAAGAGAGAAGAAUAUGGAAGUGAACUUGUAUCUGUAAAUAUUAGCAAUAGCAAUUAGUGGUGGGACGUGUAAUUUUUAAAAAGGAAAAAAAAAACUCAGAUUGCAUUUCUAAACUUGUCAAACUCAAAAGGAGAAGAAACUUUUUAGCUAUAUGGUUUUUUGUUUCCUCUGUUUCAUGAAACAAUUUGUGCUUUGUGAUCCAAUUCAUGUUUCUUAAGGCUGAUUUUGCAGAUUGAAACCCUCUCACAAAGGCUUGAUAGAAGUAAGACUAGGAAACAGAACAAACCAAACUCGGUCCAAAUGGUACAGAUCAAAGAAAAGUCAAAUGACACAAGUUUUAAUUGAAAAGAGAAUGAAAACAAAGAUACCAUUUACGAAGAAAAGAGAAGAGAAGAAUAUGCGUUGACAAA
Arabidopsis thaliana (thale cress) is the source of this 2973-nucleotide messenger RNA. Its product is annotated as Tudor/PWWP/MBT superfamily protein. The record is from RefSeq and is marked reviewed. The coding region runs from base 469 to 2406 and encodes 645 amino acids. NCBI's taxonomy places the organism in Eukaryota, Viridiplantae, Streptophyta, Magnoliopsida, Brassicales, Brassicaceae. The transcript has 3 exons.